UGUGAUAUGUUGAUAUUUUCGGAACAUUGCUACCCCCGUAUCCCGUUGUUGUGCCGAGAGCAUACCUGUAAUAUAAUGUAUAUAUAUACUCGUAUCGUGUAGCGUUAUAUUUUUGAAAGCAUUGAUAAUUCAGUGAUGCGUCGAUUAUAUAAAACAUUUAUAUUUCUAUAACAUACUGAUAACGUGUGUGUAACAUAUAGUGUAUAUGGAGUGGGUCAACAUUUACUACUUUAAAGGUUGUCUCAAAGUGGAAAGAGAAAGAUUUCCUUAUAAGAUAUAAAAAGAAAAUGGCAUCAUCGAGUGUAGAUAUAUGCACACUCUGCAAGGAGGAUGAUAUAUCCAGUAAUGCAAUCACCUGGUGUACAGAAUGUGAUGUUUUUCUUUGUACAGACUGCGAAAAACAUCACAAAAGAUCAAAAGCAUCUAAAGAACAUAGUACGAUGCGUACUGUUGAUUAUCACAAAUUACCACGAUUUAUGCUGGAAACGAGCAACCGGUGCCAAGACCAUGACAAAAGGUACGAACUUUAUUGUGCUUUCCAUUCAUGUCCUUGCUGCAUUCAUUGUAUCGCCAAUAAACACCAAAAGUGUCAAGACCUGAAACCCCUUGAUGAUAUUUUGAAAGAUUUCAAAUCAUCUGCUGCCGUUCCGUUACUUAAAAAAGAUUUACAAGAUUUGAGAGAAAGUUUCGAAGAAGUAUUGAAACACUUAAAAGACAAAAUCAAAACAAUCCAUAUUCAAAAAAUAAAUGGCAUUCAAGAGGUAAGGACAACGCGCAAAUUACUAAAUGAUUACUUCGACAAAUUAGAGAAGGAAAUCCUUACCGACUUAGAAUCACAACAUUCGAAAUUGGCAACAGACAUGGAGGCACUGGUUCAACAAACGGAAAACCGCGCAGAACUGAUUGAACAAUUACAGGAAGACUUUUCUACUAUGACUAAGCAUGCAACUGAAGUGCAAACAUAUAUCGGCCUGCGUGAAAUCGAAAAAACUACAUCACAAGCAACAAAAUACUUGGAUGAGUUAGAGAGUAGCAGCCAGUUCAAUGAUGUGGAGAUAUCCGUUUCUUCUACUGUAAAGUCCAUUUUACAAGAUGUCAAAUCCUUUGGAAAUAUAUCUGUCAAAUCAUCAAGGAAAAUUUUCCAAACCAAGACUGGAAGAAAAGAUCAAGCCCAAAACUUAGUUCCAAUGGUUCACGGAAUAGAGCAAAUCAAACCUUCGCUUUUGAACACAUUAAGAGUUCCGGAAGGUGAAAUCCUUCAAACAAUGACCAGUCGUAUACUACCGGAUGGUACAUUAUUACUUUUUCAUGACAAGGAGAAUAGCAUGAUUCAGUACAAUAGUGAUGGCACCUUAAUGAAAGAGCUGAUGACAUUCGAAGAAGAACCAUAUGAUUUAUGCUUUGUUAAGGAUAAUACAGUUGCUGUCACUUUUUAUGGAGCUACAAAGUUGCUGCUGGUUGACGUAGAGAAAAUUCAACUUUUAAAAACCAUUAAACUUGCUUAUAACGGUUACGGAGUUGCAAGUGAUGGUGAGGUUAUCGUAAUCAGCCAUAAAGGGGAUAGCAAAAUCAUGAUACUGAACCUAAAAGAAAUGACCGAAGAAUUUUUAGAAGAAAUUUGUGUCCAUCGUAUUUCACUGUUUAACGGGAAAAUUUAUGGCACACAUUAUUAUGAUAACAGAGUUGACUGCUACAGCAUAACUGGUGAACAUCUAUGGGCAUUUAAUCACGAGGAUAUAUAUCAACCAGAGGGAAUAGCAGUAGAUAUGAACGGGUUUGUUUAUAUAACUUCUCGUGGGGAAAAUAUAAUCGUGGUCCUGUCAUCCGAUGGUAAAACAAUUAGAACUGUUUUGUGUGAGGAGGACGGAAUCAUGGAACCGUGUGCAAUUGACAUCAACAAAGAAUUAGAAAUUAUGCUUAUUACUUGUUUAGUGGAUAACAAGGGUGGUGCUUUCAUUUUCAAAAUAUAAAAAUACAAUCUAAGACAUUAAAAAAGAUAUUGAAAGAUGAACUUUAAUACCAUGAUGUGUGUGUAUAUAAACAAAUAAAAUUAGAAAGU
Mytilus trossulus (common blue mussel) is the source of this 2059-nucleotide messenger RNA. RefSeq lists its product as uncharacterized. Gene Ontology annotation, molecular function: zinc ion binding. NCBI's taxonomy places the organism in Eukaryota, Metazoa, Mollusca, Bivalvia, Mytilida, Mytilidae. The transcript is spliced from 2 exons. The record is from RefSeq and is a predicted model, not a curated record. The coding region runs from base 288 to 1970 and encodes 560 amino acids.